Mesocestoides corti is the source of this 540-nucleotide messenger RNA. The record is from the annotation of a GenBank genome assembly. NCBI's taxonomy places the organism in Eukaryota, Metazoa, Platyhelminthes, Cestoda, Cyclophyllidea, Mesocestoididae.
AUGGACAUGACGGUUGAAGUUGUGUUAAGUUUGAAGAUCACAGGCCAGCACGUAUCCGUGCCGAUCCGUGUGAAGACUCGUAGCGUCCGCGACGUCGAUUUGUCAGAUGUAGCGCUAGAUGAUGAGGGUGACGUCAUUGGAGAGCGAGGGUUAUGGCCCACCCUUUCUUGGCUCCACUACUUACUCCUCGUACUUCUGACUAUCUUGCUUCUCCUUGGCUCUCGCGUUGUCGUGUGGACUCUAAACGGCAAUGCCUCUGAGAACAUGACUGUCCAGAAGAACCUCCCCCUCUUAUCCAACCCCGGAUCUGCGUCCUCACAAAGCACACCGCGACUGUGGAGCCAAGGCUAUGGUCAACCUGGCGGAAGUUUUAUGGAUUCUGUGACCCGCCGGUCACCACCGAAACCGAGGGUGCCUGGGUACACUCCGCCUUAUGGCGACACUGCUGGGCAGUUUUCUGGUGAGAGCCCCCUUGCUUCAAGGUACCGUGGUGGCUCAUCACCUUCUCGUCUUCGUGAGGCAUUUGAUAACACUUUAUAG